AUGUCGCAGCCUGCCUGGGAGAACAUCGGCAUCUACCGUGCCGGCAUCAUCCCGGUCUUCUACCAGCAGGUCAAGUGCUGGAGGCAGGGCGGCGUGCGGUUCACCAUCAACGGCUUCAACUACUUCGAGCUGGUGCUCAUGGCCAACAUUGGCGGGAGCGGGUCGAUCAAGAGCAUGUCGGUGAAAGGGGCCAACACCGCGUGGAUCCCCAUGUCCAGGAACUGGGGCGCCAACUGGCACUGCCUCUCGGGGCUAGUUGGGCAGGCGCUCAGCUUCGCCAUCACCUCCACCGGUGACCAAUACCUCGUCUUUCAAGACGUCGUGUCGGCCUAG
Molecule: messenger RNA, 333 nt
Organism: Aegilops tauschii subsp. strangulata
Lineage: Eukaryota; Viridiplantae; Streptophyta; Magnoliopsida; Poales; Poaceae
Product: expansin-A19-like
Biological process (GO): plant-type cell wall organization
Cellular component (GO): extracellular region
Source: RefSeq, a predicted model, not a curated record